Seriola aureovittata is the source of this 12307-nucleotide messenger RNA. RefSeq names its product sortilin-related receptor, L(DLR class) A repeats containing (gene sorl1). The record is from RefSeq and is a predicted model, not a curated record. Bases 1309 to 8130 code for a protein of 2273 amino acids. Gene Ontology annotation, cellular component: Golgi apparatus; membrane. NCBI's taxonomy places the organism in Eukaryota, Metazoa, Chordata, Actinopteri, Carangiformes, Carangidae. Gene Ontology annotation, molecular function: protein binding. The transcript has 48 exons. Gene Ontology annotation, biological process: post-Golgi vesicle-mediated transport; protein targeting to lysosome; protein retention in Golgi apparatus.
AACCAGACAUUUCUCCAUAAAAAAAAAUUCUUCCAUAAGAAACAGAAACAGGAUUAAGAUUUAAAACAGGUGAGGAGCCUAAUACUUGCACAUUAUUCAUUUAUUAUCAUUAUUGUUGUUGUUAUUAGUGAGUAAAAUGCUUCUGCUUGUCCUUAAUUUUACAUAAAUGUAUCAUUCUUACGUUUCUUUUCACAAUAAUGUCAAUACAUGAAAUAUGCACACACAAUUUGUAUAUGCAUAUAUUAACAAUAUCUAUAUGAUGCAUUUUUAUAUGGUAUAACAUGUUGCAACCAUAUAUAUUAACGAAAUAUAUUCAAUUUAUAUUGUAAUUUACAUACAUAAACAUACAUAUAAAAAAUUCUAGAAGCCUACAUAUGUUUUUCUUAUUGAUUUCAAACAUGCCCAUCUCGCACAUACAUAAUAUAUGUCUAAAUACAAGCAUACAGAUACAAUUUCUAACACGUUUCAUAUCAAUUUUUAAAUAUAUAUUUUCAUUUUAACCUCCUAGGACCUGGCGUCCACAUAUGUGGACCUCACAUUUUGGGUUCUCUAGACCACAAUACUAACUUUUUCUCAACAAGGGCCUGGUGACCACAUAUGAGCCAUGUUCAGAAAUUGAAAUGAACAGUUUAGAACAGUAACAAUGCAAAAUGUUCUGAAUGUUUUUUACUUCGUUACAGACAUACGUCUUUCUGCAACUGUUAGCAGUACUUCAAAUGAGCCAUAUUGCUCAAAGGGGCACAAUUGUUCUUUCUCAUUUUGUUUUUGCACUCAGGAAAAUGCUGCUGUGUUCUGGCACCAAAUAAAUAGUUUUGCACAUCAUUACUCAAUUGUCUCUUUAUUGGUUUCUAUCGAAAUUUAAAACUAAUGUCCUCAUAUGUGGACAUCAUUUUUCUCAGAAACUACAUCAUGUAAAAAGAUAAUUCUUUGUUGUUACACUCAUCAGGUCCCAAUCAGCCUAAAUAGCAAAGAGAAAUUAAAAAUACACGGGUCUUAGGAGGUUAAAUGUUCUUAUAUUUCAUAUAUAUGGAAAAUCAAUAUACUGUAUGAACACAUAUAACAUUUACAUAUGAGUAGGUUGAAUAUGGCUGUGUGACGUUUGUUUCUGUUUUCAUGUGUUUUUUUAAAUUUUAUUUUUUAUUAUUGUUUUUUUUUAUUCGUGCGUUUUUAAUGGUGUGUUUCUCUUUUAUUUUUGUCUUUCAAUAAAAAACAAUAAAAACUAAAAAAAAAAUGCGUGGAACACCUUAGGCUUGCUAGCUGCCUUUUGUGUGUACCACUAAGCCGACAGAUGCAUGCUUUGUGGUGGGAAUGCUAAUCUUCCCGACAUUCCCAUGGUUCGUGAACGCAGCACCGGGGACAUCGCCGCCUGUAGAAGGAGCUCUUCAGUCUUACCUAACCCAGAGCCAAACGUACACAAACAUGGCGAUAACACAAGCGGGCAGGAUGCAGUCGUCUCUUCGGUGUUCGUUGUAUUUAUUAGUCCUCGGGGUCGCUGGAAUAAAUUCGUCGACCCUUCGUCUUCACCCGGAGCAGAGCUACGUGCUGCCUCAAAACAGAGGCUUUUUCACGAUAGAAGCGAAUGAGGAUUUCCCAGACGGAGAUGGAGGAGGCGCCGCGGCUCCAGCGCUGCAUUUGGCCGACCGCGGUGCCUCCGAAGGCGGGUCAGACUCCGGCACCUACCCGCAGCAUCGAAGCCGCCGGAGCACCGGAGAAUCGACCAUGCCGAAGGUGUACGGGCAGGCCAACCUGAAUGACUCCCACAACCAGAUGGUGGUCCACUGGGCGGGAGAGAAGAGCAACGUCAUCGUAGCCUUGGCCCGAGACAGCGCUGGAGCCACCGGGCCCAGAACCAGCUCAGUCUACGUGUCCUACGAUUACGGGACAACCUUCACGCUCGUCUCAGAGAAGUUCCAGCUUCUGGGGCCGAAGUUCAAGGACGGCAGCAAGCAGGUCAUCUCCCAGUUCUACCACAGCCCAGCAGACAACAGGAGGUACCUUUUCGUAGACUCCACCAACAACUACCUGUGGAACACCUUUGACUUCUGUAAGAGCGUCCAGGGCUUCUCCCUGCCCUUCAAACCCACAGACCUGCUGCUGCACAGCAGGAGAUCCAAUCUGGUGCUGGGCUACGACAGCUCCCACCCAAACAAGCAGCUAUGGAAAUCGGACGACUUUGGGGAGACAUGGGUGUUGAUCCAAGAGCAUGUGAAGACCUACUUUUGGGGUGUGGAACCCUACGACCCCCCCACCACAGUGCUGGUCCAGAGACACGAGCCCCAGGGAGUCUCCACUAUUCUCAGCAGCACCGACUUCUUCCAGAGUGAACAGAGCCGCAGAGUGAUCCUGGAGCAGGUGGACAGCUUCCAGCUCCGGGACAAGUACAUGUUCGGCACCACCUCACGGAAACUGUUUGGCAGCCACGAACCUUCAUCUGUUCAGCUCUGGGUUUCCUACAACCGCCAGCCGAUGAAAGCCGCCCAGUUUAUGACCCGCCAUCCGAUCACGGAGUACUACAUAGCAGACGCAUCUGAAGACCAGGUGUUUGUGUGUGUGAACCACCUGAACAACGUCACACACCUGUACAUCUCAGACACACAGGGCCUGUCCUUCUCCCUGUCGCUGGAGAACGUGCUGUACUACAGUCCUGAGGGCUCAGGGAGCAACACACUCAUCAGGUACUUUGCCAAUGAGCCGUUUGCAGACCUGCACCGCGUGGAGGGGCUGCGAGGCGUCUUCAUCGCCACGCUCAUCAACGGCUCGGUCAGCGAGGACAACAUGCGAUCCGUCAUCACCUUCGACAAGGGAGGGACGUGGGAGCUGCUUCAGCCGCCCGCCGCCGACAGCCUGGGAGGAACCGUGGACUGUCAGCUCAGUAAAGGUUGCUCCCUUCACCUGGCCCAGCGCUGGAGCCAGCUGUUCAACAUCCAGCUGAGGAGGAUGCCCAUUUUAUCCAAGGACUCUGCGCCGGGAGUCGUCAUGGCUACAGGAUCUGUGGGCAGGAACUUAGCCAGCAAACCUAAUGUGUACGUAUCGAGCAGCGCUGGAGCGCGGUGGAGAGAGGCUCUGGCCGGCCCUCAUUUCUACACAUGGGGAGAUCACGGUGGGAUCCUGAUGGCUAUCGCACAAGGAGGCCCGACCACACAUCUCAAGUUCAGCACCAACGAAGGCGAGACGUGGACCGACUUUCAGUUCUCAGACAGGGAGGUGUACGUCUACCAGCUGCUGACGGAGCCGGGGGAGAAGAGCACCAUCUUCACCAUCUUCGGCUCCUACGCAAACCAGAGACACAGCUGGCUCAUCCUGCAGGUCAACACCUCCGACGUUCUGGGUGUGCCGUGUUCAGACGCCGACUACAAGCGCUGGUCUCCGUCGGACGAGCACGGUAACGAGUGUCUGCUGGGCAGAGAGAUAACCUUCAAGAGACGAGCUCCUCACGCCACGUGCUUCAACGGGGAAGACUUCGACCGGCCCGUCACCGUCUCCAACUGCUCCUGCACACGCCAGGACUACGAGUGUGACUACGGCUUCAAGCUGAGCGAGGACCUGUCUCUGCAGGUGUGCGUACCUGACCCCGAGUUCUUAGGCGACCUUUACGCUCCUCCAGUUCCCUGUCCCGUUGGUACGACCUACCGCCGCAGCAAAGGCUACAGGAAGGUUCCAGGGGACAGCUGCAGUGGAGGAGACGUGGAGUCCAGGCUGGACGGAGAGAUGCUGCCCUGUCCCGUCGGAGAGAGUAACGAGUUCAUCCUGUACGCCGUGAGGAACUCCAUCCACCGCUACGACCUGGCCACGGGCACAGACCAGGCCCUGCCUCUGGCAGGACUCAGGGAGGCCGUGGCCCUGGAUUUUGACUACGACAAGAACUGCCUGUACUGGGCCGACAUCUCGCUGGACACCAUACAGCGUCUGUGUCUGAACGGCAGCACGGGUCAGGAGGUCGUCGUGAGGAAAGACCUGCAGAACGUGGAGGCCCUGACCUUUGACCCCAUCAGCAGACUGCUCUACUGGGUCGACGCUGGAGCGCAGAAGAUCGAGGUUUCUAACCCUGAUGGAGAUUUACGCCACACUCUGCUCAACUCCUCCAUCCUGGAACAUCCCCGUGCUCUGGUUCUGCUUCCUGGAGAGAGCAUGAUGUUCUGGACCGACUGGGGGGACCGAGCGGCCGGCGUUUACCGGAGCUACAUGGACGGAACCAACGUUACUUGCAUCGUGUCGGACGGCGUCCGCUGGCCCAACGGGAUCACGGCCGACGACCACUGGCUGUACUGGACCGAAGCCUACAGCGACCGCAUCGAGAGGGCCGACUUCACCGGGGGCCAGCGGAGCGUCCUCAUGGAGGGGCUGCCCCACCCGUACGCCAUCGCCGUCUUCAAGAACGACCUGUACUGGGACGACUGGUCCAGGAUGGGAAUCUUCAAAGCUCCAAAAGCUGGUUCCCAGAACAACGAGCUGAUUGUCGGGAGGCUGACCGGAGUCAUGGACCUGAAGAUCUUCUAUAAGGGGAAGAACCGAGGCCACAACGCCUGCGCCGACCAGCCCUGCAGCCUGCUGUGUCUGCCUCAGCCCGGCCACCGCCACACCUGCGUCUGCCCGGACGGCGCUCCGACCGUGACCAUGCCCAACGGCGAGCUGCAGUGUCAGUGUCCCAGCGGCUACCAGCUCCAGAACAACACCUGCGUCAAGACCGAGCACAGCUGUUUGCCCAACCAGUACCGCUGCUCCAACGGCCGCUGCAUCAGCAGCAUCUGGAAGUGCGACAGCGACAACGACUGCGGAGACAUGAGUGACGAGCAGGAGUGUCCCACGACGACCUGUGACCCGUCCAACCAGUUUCGCUGCGUGGCGUCAGGCUCCUGCAUCCCGCUGGCCUUCAAAUGUGACCAUGAGGACGACUGCGGAGACAACAGUGAUGAAGAGCACUGUGAGUCUCACCAGUGCGGCCCCGGGGAGUUCACAUGUGCUCGAGGUGUUUGUAUCCGCGAGGCGUGGAGGUGCGACGGAGACAACGACUGCAGGGAUUGGUCAGACGAAGCAAACUGCACAGUGGGCCACCAUACCUGUGAGGCCAGCAGCUUCCAGUGUCACACGGGUCACUGUAUACCACAGCGCUGGGUGUGUGACGGCGACGACGACUGUCAGGACGACUCGGAUGAAGACCUUCGAUACUGUGAGGGAACUCGGUGUAAAGGCUUCCUCUGCUCCAACGACACCUGCCUGCCGGCCACCGUCCACUGCAACGGCAUCCAGGAGUGUCCGGACGGCGCCGAUGAACACAACUGUGACCCCCUGUGCACCCGCUACAUGGAGUUUGUCUGCAAGAACCGAGCCCAGUGUCUGUUCCAGUCUCUGGUCUGUGACGGGAUCAAACACUGUGAGGACGGAUCCGACGAGGACGCCGAGUACGCCGGAUGCGCCACACCGUCUGAAUUUGGCAAAGUGUGUGACUCUUACACCUUCCAGUGUGCCAACGGAGUGUGUGUGAGCCUGGAGUGGAAGUGUGACGGCAUGGACGACUGUGGGGAUUACUCCGACGAGGCCAACUGUGCCGCUCCCACGGAGGUCCCGGGCUGCUCCAGGUAUUUCCAGUACGAGUGCAGAAACGGACGCUGUAUUCCCACGUGGUGGAAGUGUGACGGGGAGAACGACUGUGGCGACUGGUCUGACGAGGCCCAGUGCACAGGUGGCGUUACUCCUCACACCGUGGCCCCCGGCCCCUCGACCUGCGCCCCCAACCGCUUCCACUGCGGCUCUGGAGCCUGUAUCAUCAACACCUGGGUGUGCGACGGCUACGCCGACUGUCCCGAUGGCAGCGACGAGCUCGGCUGUCCCACAGCUGUGAACGGCUCCGUGACGCUGGCUCCCGCACCCACCCAGGCCCCUCCUCCCCCGCCCUCCCCCGGCCGUUGCGGUCGGGGUCAGUUCCUGUGUCGCCGACCCCCCCACUGCAUCCCCGACUGGCAGCGCUGCGACGGGCAGCGCCACUGCCAGGACGGCUCUGAUGAAGCGCACUGCCCCACACGUGGGCCUCUGUUCUGUGUCAACGGGACUCGCUGCUCUGACGGCGAGGCCUGCGUGCUGGACAGCGAGAGGUGCGACGGCUUCCUGGACUGUUCGGACCACAGCGACGAGGACAACUGCACCCUGGACACCCUGGCCUAUAAAGUCCAGAACCUCCAGUGGACCCCUGACAUCCUGGGUGCCAUUACUCUGACCUGGUCUCGUCCCAAGAACCUUCCCGUGGACUCGUGCUACUUCCUCAUCUACUACAGACUCGUGGGCAUGCAGCAGUGGACCAUCAUGGACACUCACAGCAACAAGACCAGCUACAAGCUGACGGUGCUGAAACCCGACACCACCUACCACGUCAAGGUCCUCACUCAGUGUCUCAGUAAACUGCACAAGACCAACGAGGUGAUCACGGUCAGGACGCCAGAGGGAGUGCCGGACCCUCCCAGGAACCUGCAGCUGUCUUGCGAUAACGGUGAGGACGGGACGGUGGAGGUCUCCUGGAGUUCCCCCGACAAAGGACACGGCCUCAUCAGGGAAUACAUCGUUGAAUACAGUGAGCGUGGAGAUCUUGAUUGGACGUCACAGAGAUGCAUCACAACCAGCACUGAGGUGAAGGAGCUGCAGCCGGACACUCUGUACAGGUUCAGGGUGGCAGCAGUGACCAGUCGAGGUGUUGGGAACUGGACGGCGGUUAAAUCCAUCACUCCUAAGAAAGCUCUUCCUCCGCCCUCCGUGAUCGCCGACAGCAUCACCGCCGACUCCAUCAGCCUCUCGUUCAGCUUAAACUCCCAGUACGAUGUGAAGCAGUACAUCGUGAUUCUGUCCUGGCAGUUUGACAAACACGUGAAGGAGAGCAAGAACUACACGGUCAGAGAGGGGAUCCUCAAAGCUACGAACCUGACAGCAGGGACGGUGUACGAGGUGGCCGUGUGGGUCCACACCAGUAUCGGAGACAGUCCCACCGCGCUCUCCCACCAUCAGACCAACGGCACCCAGCCAGAGAGACCCUACCUCAAACUCAGGGCCCUGAACCAGACAGCUGUGGACUGCAGCUGGACCAUCACUGGAGACCCUGCACAGAUGUAUGGUGUGUAUUAUGCCACCUCCUUCCUGGAUCUGUACCGGAGUCCUCACCUGGUCCGCAGCUCGUCCCUCGGCCUCACGGUCACAGUGGACAGCGACGAGCAGUAUCUCUUCCUGGUGCGCGCCGUCCGUCCGUUCCUCGGCCCUCCCUCCGACUACGCCGUGGUGAAGAUGAUCCCCAACGAGAGGCUGCCGCCGAGGAACCUGCACCGCGUGCGGGUGGACAAAACGCAGGCGACGCUGAAGUGGCAGCCGCCGUACGACGCCCCGAACGCACCUCUGACGUAUGCGAUCCACGUGCGGGACGUGAUCCGUAAAGUGGAGCGGGAUUACAAACUGACCACGCAGAACAACACGGUGGAGUAUCUGCUGAAAGGCCUGGAGGCCGGAGGACGGUACAGCGUCUCUGUCCGCCUGCGCAACAUGAGCAAAGAGGCCAGCUUCACUCUGAGCACAGUUCCUCUUCCGGCUCCGGAGGCUCUGAAGAUCCUGACGGAGAAUGACCACGUGUUCCUCUUCUGGAAGAGUCUGGCUGUCAGAGAGAAGGGCUUCAACGAGAGCAGGGGGUACGAAGUGCACGUGCACGACAGCGUGACCAACCAGACGUCUUACCUGGGAAACACCACGGAGACCUACUUCCGGAUCAGCAGCCUGCUGCUGGGACACAACUACACCUUCUCUGUGCAGGCGCGCUGCCUGCUCAGCGGGCAGCUGUGCGGGGAACCUGCUCUGCUGCUCUACAACCAGCUCACAGCAGGGGCCAGUGAUGCCUCCCACGGUGAGGGCCACUCAGGGGACACGGCGGCCGUGGUGGUCCCCGUCCUCUUCCUGCUGCUGCUGGGAGUGUGCGGCAGCUUGGUGGCGCUCUACCUCCGACACCGCCGGCUGCAGAACAACUUCACAGCCUUCGCCAACUCCCACUACAACUCUCGCCUGGGCUCCGCCAUCUUCUCCUCUGGGGACGAGCUGGGUGACGAUGAUGAAGACGCUCCGAUGAUCAGCGGCUUCUCGGACGAUGUUCCCAUGGUCAUCGCGUAGCAACACAUCCCUCCAUUACCUAUUUCUCUCUCUUCCCUUCUCCCCUUCUCUUCUUCUCUCCCAUCACUCCCCAACAAUGUCGCAAAUCUGUUGAUGGGACCCCAACCCCCACCCACUUUUCCCACCCACGCACCCCCCCACCCCACCCCACCCCCCCGCCCUCCCUCCAAAUUCACAGGAAACAUGAAGAAAAUGGAAAAGUGUAAAGAGAGAAAGAGAUAUUUUUCAAAUAUACAAUGCACUUUUUUUUGGAUGCGCAAUAACUUAUUUUUUAUAAUACUAAAUAUAUAUAUAUAUGUAUAUAUAUAUGUAUGUAUGGGGUCAAAAAAGGACUGUGAGGAAGAGGUGGACACUGAAACAAACUGUGAAGGAUUUGAGUUUGUGGAGCGUGCCAGGGAAAGAGAGACCCUAUUUGUAAUGCAAACUCACCAUCCAUAGGAGCGGUUCAUUGCUUAAAGCCAAAAUAAGCAUCCAGAGACUGGAAUAUAGAAUGCAAAAAAUUACACACAGUGGAAAAAAAAACACACAAAAAAUAAAUAUUUAGAAAUUUGCUGUAUACAAAAUGUACAAAUAGAAAAUAUCGGCGCAGUAACUGUUGCAUAUGUCGGUGAUAGUACAGCGUGUGCUACAGCGGCGUAUGUAACACUGGCGCCCAAAGUGAGACGGGUGGAUGAGUUAACUGUGGAUCGUGUUUCAUCAUUUACUGAAUCUGAAUUGUUGUGUCUUUGAUCACCAGUUUGGGAACUGUUGACUCUUGUAAACGUUAUUUUAAAAAAAAAAAAGAAAAAGGAAAGAAAACGUCUGUGACACUCAGCUCAACCAAACAGAUCAGUGAUUGGAUUGAUUGACCAUUGGCACCCCGUAGAUACACUUUUACUUUCCACCACCAGCACACUGUUGUACGUCUGUUUGUAGAGGCAACACACGUCCCACGAUACAAGAAUAUCCCUGACUUUGAGGGGGGGAUGAAUCCCUCACAGCGUUGCCAAGAUCGUAACUAUUUGUAAAUAUUGGGCUUUUAAUAUGUUCUCUCCUUGUAAUGCUGUACCAUAUCAUUCUGUAAAAUUUGUAAUUUUUUUCUUUUUUUUUUUUAUCAUUCAGGACCACAAAUUAUCGUCCCCAGCAUUUUGCCAUAGCUGUAGUCGUAGAGGAAAUGUAUUUGGGGUUCUCAGGGAACUGUGUCGGAGCGGACACCAGCGCAGCACCACCAUCACCCACCACCAUGGCUUAGGCAGCACUACUGUCCAUCUACUGUUGAAUAGGUACAGAAAACCCUUGAGGAGGUACUGGAUCAGCUGUGGGUGGAACGACUGGCAGACACAUUGUCGCUGUCAGUAGCUGUGAUGACGAGUCAGGUUCAGGUUAACUGGUUUAGAAAAAAGAUUGAAAGGGUUAAUUCAUGCAAAAAUAAGUAUAUUUUCACAUACCCCUGGUGGGAGCUAGUCAUUUGGUUUUAUUUACCCGGGCUUCCAGACGUCUGUCUCUGAGAUUUCAAGAGCUACAUCCAGAUCUCACUGUGUUGAUGCUGCUUUUUUUGCUAAUUAAUAAGCAAGUGGUACAGCUAAAUUAAUCUCCUUGUUCUUGCAAAGUAGGUGGCGCUGGAAGCUCAGUCACUUAGUGAGCACUUGCAGGGUUGCAGGAAUUUACCUUGAGAAAAAUUGGCUCACUUGGUGAGGCAAAAAAUAAAACAACAAAAAAAAACCAGGUGGUACAGCAAAUAGUGUGGGCAGAGUUGUUAGCAUGUACUGUCUGAGCUAGCAUCACUUCUUUGCUUCCUGUAUUAUUUAUGCAGUUAUAUAAACAGUCAGCAUGAUAUGAAGGAGGGUAACCGCACCUUAAGUUGGUUAGCUAACCAGCCACAGUAGCUCACUGUGUAGCUAACCGGUAACAUGCUAGCUAUCUGGUAACAACUGGAACUCAUGGUAGAUAGCCACAACAUCAUAAUAACCAUAACAUGCUAGGUACUGCCAGAGCUAGCAUGGUUACCGGGCUAACAACAGCACUAUAAAUCACACUGCUUUUUAGGAAACAUGGUAGCAUGAUUUUUCUUCGCUGCUUGUAUUAUUUUGCUGUGCAGUAACUAAAACAAGGAUGGAAACAGUCAGUAUGAAAUGAAAAAGUGUAACUGUAGCUUAAGGUGGUUAGCUAACCAGCCGCAGUAGCUCACUGUUUAGCUAACUGGUAACAAGCUAGCUAGCUGGUCACAACUGGUACUCAUGGUAGCUAGCCACAACAAUGUAAUAACCAUAACAUGAUUGUAAAAUGCUAGCUACUGUCGACGCUAGCAACAGAACAGCCUUUUAUGAAACGUAUAUGUAUUGUUUCAUGGUGCAGUUACAUAAACAAGGAUAGAAACAGUUAGUAUGAAACGAAAGAGGAGUAAAAUCAGAUGUGGCCGCACCUUUAGUAGCUAACCAGCCAUAGUAGCUCACUGUGGCUGGUUAGCUAACCAGUAAAUACUAGCUAAAUGGUAACACCUGGUGCUCAUGAGAGCUAGCCACAACAGAGCACUCAGUAGCAGCCCAGCUAGCUGCUAGCUAGUAGCAAGCUGUUUAGCUCUUAUAUUUGUGUCACAACUAAAUGCUGACUUUUACACUGUGGUAGAGUAGGGUUAUAUAAAAUUGAAUAGUGCAAUAUAACAAUGUAAUAGCUUCCUCCACUUUUUUUAAACAAACUUUAUCAACAAAUGGUUAGUACAGCAAUUGGACUGACAAUUUCCUUAUAUCAAUAAAAUGCAGUUACAGAUUUUAAUCAUUUAGUUUAUGUCACAAAAUAGUGAGAAAUUUCUAUCUGAAAUUUGCUAAUUCUGCUGAGACCAGGGGCUUAGAAAUCUCAGAGACUUAUAUCUGAAAAUCUGAAAAAAUAAAAAUAUGUCUAGAUACUUAUAGAGAUAUGUGAGAAAACAUGUAAUUUAGAAAAAAUAGUUCAGUUUAUUUCCAGUGAGACCAAUCUUUGGUCAGUACCAGCUGAUUGGACAGAGAUAAUACCCUGUGAGGAUGUUAUCUCUGUUUCACUGUUGUGUGUCUAUAAAUGUAUAUCACAGAAACCAUUUUGGGGAACCAUCGUCUUUGUUCUGAUCCCACCCCCCUCACCUGACUCUGCACUAAAGUCCAUUAACUGAUAUUUGUGAUUUUGCCUCUCAGCUUGAGCCAUUUGAACUGAUGGUGUUCUGCUCUUAUUGACCUUGUUUUGUUUGUCGAGAUGUCUUCAUGAAUGUAUUUUAUACUUGUUAAGGUAUUGUCCCAGAUCAUUAUGCUACUGUCACCACCUGUGAAGUUGAUGCACACUCUCUGGUUUUGCCCCUACAACAGUGAAUUUGUGAAGCUCCCGUUCUGCACUGGACAACGCAGGCGUUAUGUUGUUCCUCUGCAGUCGGGCUUCUGCAGGCAAAUUUCAGCUGUUACAACCUUCAAAGCCCAAAUUAUUAACCCAGAGCAACAUACCUUUUCUUUGUCAGGAAAAGCCCGGAAACUUCCUGCUUCAUGUUGCUUUCAUCAUCCCCAUAUCAUUUAACGGUGUCUGUACUAACAUUUAAAGGUUUCCUCAAGACUUUAGCUUGAUUUCACGCGGCUCUGUUCAUGACUUUAUUCUGUUUCUUGGCCUUAAAAACAGAUUUUUCUGGCAUUGAUGCUGUUUUUUGCUCUGUGGAGUUUCUGAUUUUGUGUUGUGCCACAUAAUGCCUUAUUAGAACACAUUUGGUUUCUAUGUAAUGGUACUGUUUGUAUGAUAGAACACAAGUGCACAUGCAUGCAUACACACACACACACACACACAUAUAUACACACACACACACUUUACCCAUACAUAAGGCUGAGGAGGAUUUUCUUGUUAGGGCAUUUGGUUAACUUUGUCAGAUCACUGCUCCUUCCUGCGUCGGCUGCUGUAAGCUGCCCACUUAGUCUGUUUUUAGUCAGGUUUUACUCAUGUACAAAGUAUAAUUAUUGGUUAUUAUGUGAUCGUUUGCUCCCCACUUGUCUUAAUGUCGACUCUUGUCAAAUAGUUUGCUUCAAAAUGUCGUUUGGCACAGAGUUUAAUCAUGUUGGACUUGGCCAUGUUUGAAGAUGUUAAUGUCUUGCUUGCUUAUCUCAGAGGUUGCAAGAAAAAUGAGAUGUUUGGAGAAACAGUGUGAGGUGUUUUAAAAACCACUUAUACUGAAAUAAACUUGCUGAAAAUUAAA